CGAAUAACAGAGAGAGAGAGUCGUAGCAGCAGCAGCCAUGAAGUACAAUCCGCGCGUCUCAAGCUCCCGGCGCAAGUGCAGGAAGGCGCACUUCACCGCGCCGUCUAGCAUGCGCCGGGUGCUGAUGAGCGCACCCCUCUCCUCCGAUCUCCAGAACAAGUACACCGUCCGGUCCGUCCCUGUCCGUAAGGACGACGAGGUCCAGGUGGUCCGCGGGACAUACAAGGGCCGUGAGGGCAAGGUCGUCCAGGUAUACCGCCGCAAGUGGGUCAUCCACGUGGAGCGCAUCACACGCGAGAAGGUGAAUGGGUCCACCGUCAACGUCGGCAUCCAUCCGUCGAAGGUCAUCAUCGCAAAGCUCAAGCUCGACAAGGAUCGCAAGGCCCUCUUAGAUCGGAAGGCCAAGGGCCGUGCCGCCGAAAAGGCCAAGGGCAAAUUCACAGCCGAGGAGGUCUCCGCAGCUGAUGGAUCUGGCCUCUCCCUCCAAGAGGUCGAUUAGAUCGACGGUCAUAGCUGUGCUGAAGAUGGGCCAUGCCCCAACAAGCAUGAUGGGUGGAUAAUCAUACACACUGAUUGGACGGGUUUUGCUUAUUGAAUGUUGAUAUUUGGUUGGAUCUUGCGCCCAUUAAAAAUGUUUUUCAAUUCUUUGAAGGAUCAUACAAUUGGUGUGAUUUUUUUUUAUCCAUUCUAGGGCUAUGCAGGUUAAUGCUCUGGGUCUUGCAUAUUUGAGCC
Magnolia sinica is the source of this 732-nucleotide messenger RNA. Its product is annotated as large ribosomal subunit protein uL24z-like. NCBI's taxonomy places the organism in Eukaryota, Viridiplantae, Streptophyta, Magnoliopsida, Magnoliales, Magnoliaceae. The coding region runs from base 38 to 499 and encodes 153 amino acids. The transcript is spliced from 2 exons. Gene Ontology annotation, cellular component: cytosolic large ribosomal subunit; ribosome. The record is from RefSeq and is a predicted model, not a curated record. Gene Ontology annotation, molecular function: RNA binding; structural constituent of ribosome. Gene Ontology annotation, biological process: cytoplasmic translation; ribosomal large subunit biogenesis.